This is a messenger RNA of Spea bombifrons (plains spadefoot toad), 929 nucleotides long. Its product is annotated as caspase-8-like. Gene Ontology annotation, molecular function: protein binding. The record is from RefSeq and is a predicted model, not a curated record. Lineage: Eukaryota; Metazoa; Chordata; Amphibia; Anura; Pelobatidae. The transcript is spliced from 3 exons. Bases 11 to 556 code for a protein of 181 amino acids. Gene Ontology annotation, biological process: negative regulation of extrinsic apoptotic signaling pathway via death domain receptors.
UCACACUACCAUGGUCGAGUUCCAGAGUAUGUUGCUCAAACUAGAACAUGAACUGGAUGCAAAUGAGGUGAAAGAGCUUAUGUUCUUGUGCAAGGACCUUAUUCUACCAACACCAAAUAUAAAAGUACUCUUUGAUAAGUUACAGGAGAAUGGCUUGUUGGGUGAAGACAACAUAUUUAUUAUUAAGGAGCUUUUAUACUCUAUACGCCGAUAUGAUCUUCUCAAAACAGAAUUCAAUACACAAAGGGAACAAAUGAUGGAAGAUAUGAAAAUUCCAGGAUUGUCCAAAAUUAUCCCCUACAGGCAUUUACUCUAUGAUUUAUCUUUACACGUCUCCAAUGAUGAUCUGAGCAAAGUCAAGCAUUUAUUGAGCAAUGAUAUUUAUAUAUCAAGGAUGCAAAAUAUAGAAGAUAUGUUGGACAUUUUUACUGAAAUGGAGAAGAAAGCCAUUCUACAUCCAGACUCACUUGAGAGGCUUAAGAACAUAAUGAAAACCAUUGAUGAAAAUCUUAUGGAAAAAAUUGUUAAAUACGAACAAAGCAGGAUGAGUUUUUAAAAAAUGUAGGGUAAAAAAAAAGUAUAUAUAUAUAUCCAGGAUCCUCCACAAUCUCUACUAGUGGUGGACCUAGGGUUAGACUUAAACUCCCUCCUGAGAUUCUAACACCAUAUACUGAUACCUUGCCACACCGGUUAAUCUCUUAAUAGAGCUGACAAAGGCAAACGUAAAGGUUAAGCAGACCUCAGAACAGGCAUUUCAGGCUUUAAAAUAAGCAUUAUGUGCUGACGCAAUUUUAGUCACCACAGACAUUUUUAAGGAAUUUAUUGUAUAGACUGAUAAGUUUUUGUGCAUAUGGUGUUUAUUGGCAUGUAAUGUUAGAGUGUGUAUGUGUUCGUGUAUGGGGUUAGUAUAUCUGUUACCCAUCACAGAA